AUGUCGGACGCGGGCGACGGAAAGAAGCCGCCUGUGGAGCCGCAGGCGGGGCCGGGCCCGGGCCCGGGGCGCGCAGCUGGGGAGAGGGGCCUGCCGGGCUCCUUCCCACUGGUCCUGAAGAAGCUGAUGGAGAACCCCCCGCGGGAGGCGCGCCUCGAUAAAGAAAAAGGGAAGGAAAAGCUGGAGGAAGACGAGGCUGCGGCAGCCAGCACCAUGGCCGUCUCAGCCUCCCUCAUGCCCCCUAUCUGGGACAAGACCAUCCCUUACGACGGCGAGUCUUUCCACCUGGAGUACAUGGAUCUGGAUGAGUUCCUGCUGGAGAAUGGCAUCCCCGCCAGCCCCACCCACCUGGCCCAGAACCUGCUGCUGCCUGUGGCCGAGCUGGAAGGGAAGGAGUCGGCCAGCUCUUCCACGGCCUCCCCACCGUCCUCCACUGCCGUCUUUCAGCCCUCUGAAACCGCGUCCAGCGCAGAAUCCUCCCUGGAAAAGGAGAGGGAGACACCCAGUCCCAUUGACCCCAACUGUGUGGAGGUGGAUGUGAACUUCAAUCCUGACCCUGCUGACCUGGUCCUCUCCAGUGUCCCUGGCGGGGAGCUCUUCAACCCUCGGAAGCACAAGUUUGCAGAGGAGGACCUGAAGCCCCAGCCCAUGAUCAAAAAGGCCAAGAAGGUCUUUGUCCCCGAUGAGCAGAAGGACGAAAAGUACUGGACGAGACGCAAGAAGAACAAUGUAGCGGCCAAACGAUCCCGGGACGCCCGGCGCCUGAAGGAGAACCAGAUCACCAUCCGAGCAGCCUUCCUGGAGAAGGAGAACACGGCGCUGCGGACGGAGGUGGCAGAGCUGCGCAAGGAGGUGGGCAAGUGCAAGACCAUCGUGUCCAAGUAUGAGACCAAGUACGGGCCCUUGUAACCCGUGCCCCCGCUCGGGCAGCGCUGCCUGCCGCUCAGACCUCUGCCUGGGGGCUCCCUGAAACCCCACGCACGCGUGGGGACUUAUGACUCGUCACGGUCGAAUGGUGGCACACCUGCUCCAGGAGCGUUCACGUCCAAGCUUCAUUAUCACAUGGCCAGCGCACGUGGCGACUUCUCUGGGGGGCCGGCCUCCUCACCAGUGGGGGUGCGAGAGAAUCUACGUAGAUGGGUGAAUCAGCCUUAGUUUCGAUCCUUGGGUGUCCCAGUUGAAUCGGAAGGGGACCUCUGGGGUACAGAGCUCCUUUCACAGGGGGCUCAGGCUUCCCUGACUCUCCCCCGGUCUCCGGCCUGGGCCAUUGAGCCUGUCUGCACAGAACGAGUCAUGAUCCUUGUCGCCCGAUGUCUUCUCAGGUAGCGGGGCGCAUUUCCAGGUGGGGCGUGUCUGUCACCCACCUCACCCUCCCCAGAAAGUCUUCGAGAGACACAUCCGUUCCCAUCUCCCUCAGAGGUAGAAAGACAAAGCAGCUCCUCCCAGAGGGGGCCAGGCCACAGGAGCAGGGUCUCUGCACAGCCUGGGAUGGGGUGUGGGUCUGGGGCCUGCAGCCGAAGUGCACCCAGCUGUUCUUCGCUCCCACACCCCUUUGCUCCUGUGGCUCCAAGGCCUGGAAGCCAGGGAGGAGGCCCUGGUGAGGGGCUCUCCCCAUGUUUCAUCUGCUUCAGAGGAGGGACUCCCAGGGCAGCUGGUCUCCGAAUCUUGACCACAGUGCAGAGGGAGGCCUUUUCAUCUCCUCUUCUCCAGGCCACUUGUGGAGGCCCCCUGAAACUUCUUUGUCCCACCACACUGGGCCUUGGAGCCUGCUCUUUCUUUUUACCCAGUGAUCAUGCUCAGAUCUUGGAUUUCAAAGGAACCCCCCGCCCCCACUCGCCUAGGAAGCUUAACUUCCUGGAGCCAGGAUGCCCUGUCGCAUGGUGUUUAGAAAACCGGCCUCCAUGGCCCCGUACACUGUGGGUGGAGAGCUGGGGCAUGUUUCCCAAGAAGUUCCCCUGUUUUCUUGCUCUGCUCUCCAGUGUGGGCCAGGCCAGAGUCCACUUUCCCUAAAAACAGAAGAGGGCUUCCCAGUUCUCGCUUCAGGAUCCCUCCCCCAUGCGAGCUGCCCGGAGUGUCAACCUGCAGGACCCAGUGAGGGGUUGCAGGGGUCACAGCUUAGCUCUUGGGCCAUUCACUCGGGCUAGGGGCCCCUCCGUCUGUGUCCCCAGGAGAUACCAGCCACCCACAUGAGCCGGGCUGUCGUGUGGAGGGCAGAGGUCCUCGCAGCUGUGGCUCCAGCCCCUCCCAGCUGCUUCUUCCUCGUGUGUUGGCGGACUCCGUCGUCCUUUGGCUGUACCUGGAAGAUUCACUGAGGAAAGCCGUGGAAGCCUGUGCUCACCGUGGUCAGCUGGGGCACCUGGAGAUGGGUGUAUUUAUUUGCUCAGGGCGGGUAGCCUGUGGUAAAGAGGGGUCAGAGGUGACAGGCGCACUUUGUCGUACUUACCACUGGCUUUAUUUAAAGUGGUGGCUCCGAGUCCCGGGCCCUGACCCUGAAAGACUUUUCACAGUAGAUGUUAAGACCGGGGGAAACCAUGCACUGACCAUGGACCACACCCCAGGGGAAUGCCACAGCCCUCCAGGGACCUGCACACCUGCCCUUCUGGGUACUUGACAAGGGUCCCUGAGGCCAAGGGAGGCCACCCCCUCCCUCCUGAUUUUGACUUUGUGGUUCUAUAAAAACCGUGUUCACUCUCA
This is a messenger RNA of Callorhinus ursinus (northern fur seal), 2694 nucleotides long. The record is from RefSeq and is a predicted model, not a curated record. Lineage: Eukaryota; Metazoa; Chordata; Mammalia; Carnivora; Otariidae.